This is a messenger RNA of Contarinia nasturtii (swede midge), 988 nucleotides long. RefSeq lists its product as uncharacterized. The transcript is spliced from 2 exons. The coding region runs from base 52 to 924 and encodes 290 amino acids. The record is from RefSeq and is a predicted model, not a curated record. Lineage: Eukaryota; Metazoa; Arthropoda; Insecta; Diptera; Cecidomyiidae.
GAUUAUGAAUCCAUUUUGCUACAGUCGUAAAUUGACGUCUCUGGAGAAAAAAUGAAGCUGUUCCUAAUUUUAACAUUUUUAUGUGCUUCAAUAUUCAACCAGUUUGUGUUGAUCAACUGUCAAGGGGGUAAUAGUGGGUCCUACACAUCACUUCUACAGCAAUUGAACAUUAAAGCCGGAAGAAGUAAUUUGGCAAGGAAGCUUCAACCAUUUUUCACUCUCGAAAGGGGAGGCGUCGCAAAGAUUCUAGAAGGAACUGAACUGACUAUUGAUUCAUGGGUAACAUUCUUCACAAAAAACAUAACUUUCUCCUAUAUUCAUGCAGAUGAAAUGUGUAGGAAGAGAGUUAGUUCCGAAGUCAAUGAUAAUCUUUGCGAAAGAUUAUGCAAUGUGCUUAAUGCUUAUAAGGAAGAUGUCAUGAAUAUUGGCAAAGUCUAUCAUGAUAUCUUCUUAGUGUACUUAUUCGAACCAACUGCCGAUGAAAUAAAAGGAUUCAAUUCAGCUCUCGUUGAAUUCAAGAAAAAAAGAUUUGAACGCGAGUCAGAGAUUAAUGGUGAAUUAGAAAAUAUGCAAACUACAUACCAUCAAUUGGUGAAUGAAGUCAAUGCCAAAAUUGAUCAAUCAGUUACCCUGAAUAAUCAAUACAAUGCACAAGUAACAUCAUUCAAAAAUGAAUUGAAAACCCUUUUUUUGCAAACGAAGAAAAUUGAUGGAAGAAAGUUAUAUGAGUCUGCGCAAUUGGAUGCACUAAACACUGCUCUGACUGCACUACGAGAAAAACAACUAGAAUUAGCAACAUGUCUUCAAAAUCUACUCUCAGCUAUUCAAGCUUAUAAUGAUCAACGCAUCAAAUGGGCUGGUUUUUUGAUGAAUACAAGUCUUCCACCAAGGCCUCAAAACAAACUUGGAGUUAUGGGACAUUAAAAAAACAGUCUAAAAUUAUGAAUUGAAUAUCAAAAUAAAAAAAUAUAUGAUUAAAUCAUCAAAA